Leptidea sinapis is the source of this 6177-nucleotide messenger RNA. RefSeq lists its product as uncharacterized. The record is from RefSeq and is a predicted model, not a curated record. The transcript has 8 exons. Lineage: Eukaryota; Metazoa; Arthropoda; Insecta; Lepidoptera; Pieridae. Bases 402 to 4976 code for a protein of 1524 amino acids. Gene Ontology annotation, molecular function: protein binding.
AAACUUUCUUUUAUGUAGGAACACGGCGGCGCGGCGUGUCAAGUGCGACAGUGGCAGGUCGAGAGAGAGGCGUGCGGCGUGCGGCAAGCGGCGCGGCCCGGUUGCGACCGGUCGACCCCACCGCGCAUGCGCAGCGGCGGCCGCGCACGCUCCGUCACCGCUCAACAACGACCAAGACGUCGCGACGCUCGCUCGCUUCCACAACCGCGGCCGCGCACUCCAACUGAUUGGGACCAUUCACUAUUAACGGAGCUCGAACAACUCCGGCGAUGUUAUAAGUGCAUUCAUUGACUAAGUGACCGUUGAACGUGAACCGAACGUGUUUUGCUUGUGACAUCUGAUUUUAAUUUGUUUAUUGCAAUUUGAGCUCACAGCCAUUCAGGUGGGGUGUGUGACGCGGAAUGGAGAAAAGUACAGAUGUAGAGGAGUUCAUCACUAUAGUGCCAGUAGGGGAGAGUAAACCUGCGGAGUGUGAUCCUGGAUUUGUAACCGUUCUCACAGUUGGUGACGUAACUGGAGCCGCAGAAGUAAUAGUUCAUAGACCAAAAGGAGCUCGGCUUGGGCUUGGCCUAAAAUUUGAAGGUGGUUCUGCUGCAUCAGAAAACGUUCGGCGACUUCUUGUUCAGUCAUGUGCGGAAGAUAGUCCUGCAGCUAAAGCAUGCGCUCCAUGGGGUAAACUAAUACCAGGAGAUGAAAUAUUAGCUAUUGAUGGAAUGCCAGUUUUUAACUUGACUAGAAUAGAUUGUGUGCGCAGGCUAAAAGAAUCCGAUGAAAAACUUAAACUAUUAAUAAGACAUUUUGAUUCUGACCAAAAAAUGAGCUCGCAAUCAUCAAGUGAAAAGGAAGUACCCCAUACUAAUGGUUGCCUUGAUGAUAUACCUAGACCAACAACAUUACCUCCACCUGUUCCUCCUCGCAAACUAGGCAAGAAAAAUUCGUUCAAGGAUAAAUCAAAUCUCCAGAUUGCUGGUGAACCAAGUAUUGAUAAGCAUGUUGAAAACUCAGCAAAUAACCAUCAACAAAUGACUAACUCCAGACCUACUAAUCUAUCAAGGAAAUCAUCUUUUGACAGUCAUUUAUUUAGACAAAGCAAGGAAGGCCUCACUUGCUUAAAGAAAGGUUCACCAGAAGAAGUUAGGCGAUUGGUACGAAGACUAUCAGAUGGUAAAACAAUUCCACCCGAAGCAGAAGUGUACCUAGAUCUUUUGUCCAAUGAGUGGGAACGUUGUCUUGCUUUAGCGGAUGGCGAGUCUGAUGAUACGGGCAGCUCGAUUUCCACAGUAAUAGAUAGAUUAGGUUCAAUGGCAAAUUCUGUAGAAAAUAGUAUACCAUCAACUCCGAUUAUGCAGCAAAAGUCUAUCGAUCUUAAGAAAGUUUUAAAUAGUAUUGAAAAUAUUGACAAUAGCAUAUUUAGAGAUACAAUUGGGAACAAGAAAAUUAUAGAACAGAUGUAUAUGUAUGAAGCAUGUAAAAAAUUGGAAAACUCAGAAUCGAAAAACAUAGUUGCCUCCGAAAACAUUAACUCUAUAGAAGAAUCGCGGAAGAUACAGAAUUUUCAAAAAAGUGAAGAUAAUAAUAAUAAUAGUAUCAAAGAAAAUGAUUUAAAGCUGGAGCCAAAACAAGAGAAUGAAAUUAAAUGCGUAGAAAACGGUGAUACUGAAGUUUUAUUAGUGAAGCCAAAGCCAAUGCCAAGAAAUACAAAAGUUGAAAGAUCUAUGAGUGAUAGAAGACGGAGACCACUUCCAAUUCCUGAGGCAUCGCUUCCCUCCACACCAGAUCAACUUCUAACACCGACAAAAAAGAAUUGCAUUGAAACUUGGUUACAAAGGUCUGAAGCAGAAAUGAAUAAUAAAAUAGUUGAAAAGUUUGAAGAGGUUGCUGUACCAGAAAUAUUGCCACGCUUAAUCGAUUUCGUGCCAAAAACUCAAUUCACUGAAGUUACUAAUGAAACUAAGUCAUGUCCUCGACCCACUUCUGCUCCGCCCCCUCCCCCUGUCGAAACAAGAGAAGAUGGAUCCGGUGCAUCUCUUGACACAAUAGGAGAGCUAGAUGAAUCCUGCGACGUCACUGAUAAUACGAAACCGUGCAACGAGAACGAUACGAAGGAGCGAAAGUCUUCUGACAAGGCCUACUGGAAUGAGCGCAUCAGCAGAAGCGAUAUUGAAGAAAAAAGUCUUUCUAAUGAUGAGACUCCUGUACCAACAUGUCCACGGCAACCACCUGACGGCGUUGAAACCCCAUCUGAAACAAUUGAGAAAGUUCCCGAAUUACCGAAAAGACUACCUCCAAGAGUACCAGGUAGCUGGCUUAGUACUCGUCCCCGACCAUCUUAUAAGUCAAGAUCUCAAGAUGCAAGGAGUGAAGCUAGUGUUAAAGAUAAAAUUGCAAUGUUUUCGAUAGAUCUCGUAGGAUCUACAGACCGUAUUGAUAAGUGUGGUAGUGUCCCUAUGCGGUCAAAUUCUACAAUCCGCAAAAGUGUCACCCCAUGUGUUAAAAAUUACUCAGAUAUAACUUCACUUGAUAGACGUUUAACAAAAUCGCAAGACAAUCUUGAUGAGACUCCUCGGUCCUAUAAUAGACUUUCAAAAAGACCAGAGGCAGUUGGAGGAAUAGAACAUAGUCCAGUUGAAGUGAAAAGUAUUACAACAAAGUCAAAACUACAAAAUGUUCCUCAAAAACCAUUAUUUUAUGGAAGCACUACAGCGUUAGCUACCGAGACGUCGUAUGCACGACCGAUCUUUCACUCAAGAAGUAUUAGCGAUGAUAAUAGUACAAAAAAUGUGGAGUCACAUAAGUCAAAUUUAGAGUACUUAAUUGAGCAGAGAAAGAAAUCUAUGUCAAAAUUAAGAGGUCUAGCCAUUCCUGAGGUCCAGGCACCGAUUGUAGAUUUACCUGAAAUAAAAGUUAAAGAUAGUAUUUCUAAGUCAUUUUUACAAAAACUGCCUUACCCAGAGAUUAAAAGGGAAAGUAAAGUUAACUCAAAACCAAUAUCAUUUAAUGAAAAUAAAUGGAAUACAAACUUCUUACCGAAUAACAUUCCAAAAUAUUCACCUGCAUUUAAGAGAAAGUCUUUACAAGUUUACACGCCCUCAUGCUUAUCAAAGGAAUCUACACCUGAACGCAAGUUUGCUGAAAAAGUUGAAGCAAUAAGCAAAAUGAAAAGUAAUAUCAGCUUGCAAAAACCUUUAAAAACCACUCCCGACUUGUCUAGGGCGUCAUACCUUAAUUCAUCACCCAUUUAUAAGCAAAACAACAAAAGUAAGCUUAACAAUAUUCAAGAUUAUAAAAACUUUGAGAUUAAAAUAUGCACAGCCACUGAAGUAGUCGAUAGUGAUAAUGACUCUGCUAUGAGCUCUACUCAGUCUAGUUACCGGUCAUCCGCAUCUUCACCAAUGCAUACGCAUGAUAAUCUGGAGUCCGAUAGUUCACGUCUAUCUCCAAGAGUGUCACAUUAUUCGACUUACUUACAUUCAAAGUCAGAAUACUUAGCAAAGCCAGUGAACAUUUGCAGUAAUGGUGAUGAAUGUGUAAAACGCAAAAUAUGUCGAUCAAUGUCUUCUGAUACAAAUAUAUCUCUCAGUUCAUCUGCAGGUUCAGCAGCAACAUCGGGCUCCCAAGCAAGUUGUAGUUCAUUAGAAAGUUCUGUUGCUGACUCAGAAAAGAGAAAAGUUUCAAAAACUUACAAUGUUGAUACACUUAAUAGGCGAAACAUACUUGCUUCAGCUAAGUGUAGGAGUGGAAGAGAUACCAAUCUGAAGUCUCCAGUUAUUGAAGCUAAAUUCUCACAUGAGUCUCGCAGCAGAACCCCGAGUCCACCUAAUAUAUUGUCUGAACGCCUUUCGACACUCCCGACUUCAGGGAGUGCGAUAGCGAAUAAAGGCGAAAACAGACGACGCAGUAAAGUGCUCAUUGAAAGUGACUCAGAUUCUGAUAAUGACGUCAACAUACGACAGCGUAAACCUGAUUUUAAAAACUCCAGAUUGAAACGUAAUUCAAGUUACAAAGGCAGACAAAAUGGUACAUCUAACGAAAAUGAAAGGCACGAUGAAGUUCCACAGGCAAUUAAAGACAAAAUACUGAAAGAAAUAAACAAGGCUGGUUUAGAUGACUUUGAUGGUUCUAUCAAUAAAGUAGCCGUUAAGAGUAGCAAAAGUGCUGCCGAAUCUAACAAUGUCCCAAAAAAUGGUGAAAAGGUAGAAGUUAUCAUUGAAAGUAUAAAUAAUGUAAAAUGUACAAAUGUAAAAGUAAACUCUAUAAACGGUGUUGUCAAUGGCUUGAAGCCAACGCAGCUUUCAAAACCAAGCUUCUGCAGCAGCAAAUCCAAUGAUCUUAAUAUAUCUACAAAAUGUUUCCGCCUUAUGAAAAGCAAUGGUUCUGGCAUAGGCCUUAUUUUAGCUGGUGGAAUUGAUUGUGAAGCUAAAGACGUAACGGUUCAUCGAGUUUUGUCUGAUAGUGUUGCAGCUAAAGCAGGGAUAAAAAAAGGAACGAAAGUACGAAGCAUUAAUGGCAAUACCAUGGCAGGUCUUACACAUGCACAAUCUGUUUCAAUUUUGAAGGAACAACGCCCUGAAAUUUUAAUCGAAAUAGAAGAUGAACCAAGAGGCUUUAAAGACAGUUGUUCGGAUAAUGAGCCAACAAGUCUAGAAUCUAGUGAUCUCAAUAGUUGCGACAGGAAUGCAACCGGAUCUAUUGUGACCGUGUCGCUGGAGAAGGCUGGCGGCGGCGCUGGUCUAGGAUUUGGCCUCGAUGGAGGGCGAGAUUCUCCAAAUGGCGAUCGACCGCUAACUAUCAAGAAAUUGUUUGCAGGUGGCGCUGCUGCUCGAAGCGGGCAAGUGAUGGUGGGAGCGGAACUAUUAUCUGCCGGGGGGCAAUCUUUUGAAGGAUUCACUCGUACCCAAGCGUGGGCAGCUCUCAAAGCAUUGCCGAAUGGACAAGUAGUAUUAGUACUGAAGAAUCCGAUGGAAGUGGUCUCGUGAAUGUGCUUAGGAACUUAUUUAUUAAGGAAUUUAUUAUUUAUUUUGAUAGAUAUUUUAUAGAUUUUAAACUCAGUGAAAUCAGGCGACAUGAAAUUUGCAAGAUAAUAUUUUAAUACGACUGUUUUAUGAAAGUAUCAAUAUUUAAAAGUGAUAUAAUCAGUAAUUUUAGCUUAUUAAUACGUUAAUACAAUUUCUUCGCUCAUUUAUAAGGCAGUCAAUUUAAUAUUGGUGAUACCGAAAUAUUUAUUGCAUUAUUUUUACUUUACAUUAAAUAGCUGGUCUUCAUAAGGUAUUCUUUAAAUUUGAGGUCGGUUCACAGUCCUUAGAUAAUUGUAAAGAAAAUAAUGCUUACAGGUUUUUUAUUUUGUGCUACUCGUAUUAGGUUCUUUGCUACUUGCUACUGCUUGUGUCAUUCUACUCACGACAGCUAAUGAGAGCUCGUAAUAUGACCAUAGAAGACAAUAAUAGAUUUCGGGAUAUUGAGGAAUGGUAAAUAUAUUAAGUUUACUAGUUAUAAUUAUAUCGUUAUAGACUUAGCACUUCUACUAAUAAUAACAACUGCAGUGGUUGGUGUUGUAAAUAGCAUAACUCGACAUAAUAAACAACGAAGACUGUCCGAAGCUUGGUGGAAAUAUGUAUCUAGCUAAUUUAUAUUUGAAAAUACUAGUCUCGGUAACGAAAUGAAGUAAUUUAUAAGAAAUUGAUUUAGAAUACUAAAAUUUGUGUAUCAUGGGUGCCAUUAUUAUAAUGAUAGAAGUAAAACGAAACUUUGUGCAAAAUUAUAAAGUUGUGGUAAAUUUAAAGAUACUGACUCCAAUGUCGCUGUUAUUAUGUUGAUAGAUAAAUAAGUUAUUUAAGAAUGAAACAUUUGUGUUAUCUAAACAGCGCUACUAAUGUUAAAUAAUGUAACAUAACUUCGGAACAAGACGAAACUGAUAUUCAUUUUUAUGUUAAAACUAUAAUAUUAUGGUUUCUCGAGUUGGUUUAUGAUCUUCAAGGAUUUGUUAUCUUUAUGCUUUUUUUUAACUAGAUGCAAUUUGAACUUGCCUACAAGGUGCAUUUUCGAUAAAGCCUAUCUUACCAUUAAUAUUAAUUUCUGUAAAUAGUUGAACGUUAAUGUUUUCUGUACAUUUUCUCACACUAAAAGUGUACUCGUAAAAUUUAUAACCUAUGUUAUUUUAUUAAAUAUUUUUAAAAAUUA